Trypanosoma theileri is the source of this 1170-nucleotide messenger RNA. RefSeq lists its product as uncharacterized. The record is from RefSeq and is a predicted model, not a curated record. Lineage: Eukaryota; Euglenozoa; Kinetoplastea; Trypanosomatida; Trypanosomatidae. The coding region runs from base 1 to 1170 and encodes 389 amino acids. The transcript has a single exon.
AUGGGCCCUGAGGAGGAGGAGGAAGAGGAACGAGAAGCGAGGAAUUAUCCUCUUCAUAGUGGGAUGAAGAGUGGUGAGGUGGGUAAACCGCCUCUUAGUACUCCACCAUUUGCACAGAUUCGGGAGGAAACUCUACGAAAACAAUCAGCAACUCAUCGACUUCUUAAACAUGUUAUGAAUGAGGAAGAGAAGGUGCGAAUAAAAGAGGCAUGUUUAGAGAGACUUCUUAUAGAAAAAAAAGAAUUGGAAGAAAGACUUAAAGUCUCUACUAGUAUGUUGCCAAGUAAUAAAGAUAUUACAUCAAUGAAGAGACGUUUAGAAAAGGCUCGUCAAGGCAAACGAAGGGCGGCAAAUAAAGUAACAGAUUUGGAAGAAUUUCUCACGAUAGCGGAUAAAGCGUCUAAAAUGAGAGGUUAUGGUGAUUCAAAACAACGACGAUAUCUUUUUGAAUUAAAACAAUCUAUUCGUCCUCUCAAGACGGAAGUUAUUUCUCUUAGGAAACAAUUUCAGAAAAUGAGUAAAGAUGGAUAUGAUACAGAUACCUCUAAAGUUUCAUCAUCAUCUUUACCUGUACAAGAAAAAAUCUCCACUGAAAGUCGUAGAAUGGAUAGAAAUAUUGAAAAAUUAAAAGAAGAAAAGAUUGAAUGUGAAGAACGUUUAAGGGUAGCAAGUGAUGCCUUAUUCAAAGCUACAGAGCGUGAAGCUAAAGUUGCUCAAAUGUUAGCAUCUUUAGAGAGGAAAACUAUGAAUAAUUCAUAUGGAUUAACUCCAGAAGAUAAACCUAUACAAAAUAAUAAUAAUAAUAAUAAUAAUAAUAAUAAUAAUAAUAAUAAAACACCUCCAUUAAUUACUGGAAAUGAUGUUGAUUUAUUUCCCCCUCCUCUUGAUUCAGGUACUUCAAUUGCUGUCUCUAUGAGUCGACAACCUGGAACAGAUGUACCUUGUAAAAGAGCUAUACAGUCUCGUAAUGGUAGUAAUAAUACUAAUAAUUCCUUUUUUGAAAACUAUGAAGAAGAUAAGAGUGCCACCUUUUCAACAAGGUGUAAAAAAGAAACUCGUCUUAAUGGGUACACUGAAAAGGAAAUGUUGGUGCAGGAAGUGGAACAGUUAGCUUUAGAGUACGCCCGAAUAAAGCGUCGUAUUAAAAAAAAACAAGAAAAUCUUUUGUAG